AUGCGAUACUUCGGCGCGCUUCGAAACGAGCUGACGCUGGAUCAAAACAUGAACGAGUACGAAGCCGCGACGACGGAGGCGCUGCUGCGACUCGGCCACGAGGACGCGGCGAAGAAAUUCGGCAGCGGCCUGCGCGCGUUCCAGGUCAGGAAUCAUCCCGUGCACAACACGCGAUGCUUCAUGAUCGUGCGCACCGACGGGACGAUGGAGGACUUUUCGUAUCGAAAGUGCGCGGCGCGGUUGUUUCCGGGAUACGACCCGGCGACGUUUCGCGAAAAGACGGGCGCCGCGCGAAGCGGCGGCGGUCGCGGUGGUCGCGGCGGUGGUGGGCGCGGCGGUGGGCGCGGUGCUCGCGGCGGUGGUCGCGGCGGUGGUCGCGGCGGUGGUCGCGGCGGUGGUCGCGGCGGUGGUCGCGGCGGUCGCGGCGGUCGCGGCGGCGGCCGCGGGAAUUUCGGCCGCGGCGGCGGUCGCGGCGGCGGCCGCGGGAAUUCCGGUCGCGGCGGCGGUCGAGGCGGUCCCGAUCGCGGCGGCGAUCGUUUCGGCGGCGGCGCCGAUCGCGGCGGCGGCGGCGGCGACCGACCGCGGUUCGGCCGUCCGUAUUAG
Ostreococcus lucimarinus CCE9901 is the source of this 603-nucleotide messenger RNA. RefSeq lists its product with no specific name. Lineage: Eukaryota; Viridiplantae; Chlorophyta; Mamiellophyceae; Mamiellales; Bathycoccaceae. The record is from RefSeq and is a predicted model, not a curated record. The transcript has a single exon. The coding region runs from base 1 to 603 and encodes 200 amino acids.